Messenger RNA from Rhinocladiella mackenziei CBS 650.93, 1242 nucleotides. RefSeq lists its product as uncharacterized. Bases 1 to 1242 code for a protein of 413 amino acids. The transcript has 3 exons. The record is from RefSeq and is a predicted model, not a curated record. NCBI's taxonomy places the organism in Eukaryota, Fungi, Ascomycota, Eurotiomycetes, Chaetothyriales, Herpotrichiellaceae.
AUGGCCCCUUCUUCAAAGAAGAGAUCCAAAAAGGGAUCUCCCAAAAGCCCCAAGGAAACAAGAAAGAGAAUGACCAAGGCAACAGCCCCUGAAAUCGACUUCAACAGUGAGGAUUACAACAUACGCUCACCAGAGCGCACCCAGCUCCUGACCCAAGUUAAGGAGGCGAUCGGCGACGCUCCUGUCUCCUCUGCUUUCUGGGCUUGCUUUCAGCUCGCCGAUAUGAACCAAUUGAACCAAUUGCUGGUUAUCGCCAAGGUGAAUCCGGAGGUGGUUCUUGGGUAUGAUGAACCGUUGGUUCUCCUACCGUUAAAAUGGAGCCAGAGAUUUAAGGAUUCAGGGUCAGAGGCAGUUUCGCAACGUUCGGGGGGUGCAAAGAAGCGCAAACUGAAUGCUAACGGACAGUCAUGGGUGCAGCGGUCAGCGAUUCAGGCGGACAAGUGCAAAGAGCGAGAUGAUUACAAAUGCGUCCUGACGAAUCAGCUAUUACCUCGGGAAGCCCAUAUAUUCCCCUACAGUAUGCUCAAUUCACCGCUACAAGGCAGCCGAAGCCAAACCUCCAAGAUGAUCCCUGAUUUUUGGAAGUUGUUACAUCUCUUCUGGGACAAGGAUCGGAUCAAGAAAUGGAAAGAGACGAUCUUUCAAGAUUCUCAGAAUCCUAAUACUGGUAUCGACCGAUGCUUCAAUCUCAUCUCCCUUGAUGCCAGCGUUCAUGUGAAGUGGACCAAGGGAUUGUUCGCGCUGAAGCCGUUGAGACUUUCAAGCGAUCGCAAAGAGCUUACCGUUCAAUUCUUCUGGCAGGUUCCUAGCAACUAUGACAUGGCAAGCCGGAUCGAUUUGCUUACGGAACCCACAUCAUCGGAAGGCUUGGAAGUCGUCGCAAACGGACAUUGGUUGACUCGCUUUGAAGAUGAUGGCUCCCUGCGCGCUAUUCGUUCCGGAGAGCUGGUUACUCUCACUACCAAAGACCCCGAAAAUUUGCCGUUACCGAGCGUGGAACUCUUCGAGAUGCAAUGGGUCCUCCAACGUCUUGUGGGGAUGUCAGGGGCUGCGGGAUGGCCAAUCCUGGACUUGGAUGACGAAAAUGUUGAUGACGAUGGCUGGUUUGUUCCGGACCUUACCCCUAAUCUGGACAACUCUUUGAAAAGAGUCUGCGAAUGGGUUACUACCAGGGAUGCUGCAGAUGUCAGGCCGGAAAUUUCAACGGCAACACCAUGUCCUUCUGUGAUCCCGUGUCAGUGA